AUGUCCCUUGUGACUCCGGUGUCCACGGCAGCUCUUGUUGGGGUUUGUCUGGCAGUCGUCACAACCGUCUUACUUCUGGUCCUCAGUGUCUACCACUGCUACCGCCGUAAAUACAAGGCAUCAUUCUUCCAUGGUGGUACAGUAGAGAAAGGCAGUCGUACCUUCUACACCAGACCAACGAGCAAACCCAUCAGCAGUCCAGAGCUAUCAUCUCCAGACUCCGUACACGGGAAGGUGUUGUCAUUGGGUCCGUCAAAGAGCUACCCUCCCGGUACCCUUUCACCAGUCUCUCCACUGUCUCAUGAGAAGAAAACCUUGAUGAAGACUUACAGCACGACGGGUAGUGGUAUGGAUCCAGGAACCUUCAACAAGGACUGUUACUCGGAAGGUGGGGAUGUAAAGAGCGAGUCUGGAUGGCAAGGGGACAACAAGUUGGAGGGGUACGGGGAACAUGACCCGACCCAACUGGGACAGAUAAUGUUCACUGUAGAGUACCGUACGGAUAAGGGUGUCUUUACAGUGACCAUCCAUCAGGCACAGGGCAUCCCUAUGAAGGAUCCACAGAGUGGUACUUCAGACCCGUACAUCAAGCUAUGUCUGCUACCGGAAAAGAAGCACAAGGUGAAGACACGAGUCAUGAGGAAGACCUUAGACCCAGUCUACGAGGAAACCUUCACUUUCUACGGUCUGGCUUACAACCAACUACAAGGAGUCACGCUGCACUUUGUAGUCAUGAGCUUCGAUCGCUUCUCUAGAGAUGACGUCAUCGGUGAGGUCGUCGUGCCAUUGGCUAACAUUGACCUGAGUGAGAAACCCGUCAGUUUGACCCGAGAGGUCAAACCGAGACAUCCAAAGAUUUCCAAGACCCAGGGACGUGGUGAGCUUCUGACGUCACUUUGUUACCAACCAGCAGCCAAUAAGCUUACCGUCGUGGUCCUCAAAGCUAAGAAUCUUCCAAAGAUGGACGUCACUGGAUUGUCAGAUCCUUAUGUGAAGAUCUACGUGAUGUAUAACAACCAACGUCUGGCUAAGAAGAAAACUCGCCUCAAGAAGAGAACUCUAAAUCCUGUCUUCAAUGAGUCCUUCCUCUUUGACGUGCCACUAGAGGGCCUGGAGAACGUCAGCCUUGAAUUUCAGGUCCUGGACCACGAUCGGGUCAUGAAGAACGAGAUUAUCGGGCGCCUCGUUAUCGGAAGCAAGGCUGGUGAAAACGAGGCUCAGCACUGGACGGAUAUCAUUCGCAACCCAAGGAAGCAGAUGGCGGAGUGGCACAAACUGACUGAUUAGCUCAUGACGUCACACAUGACGUCGUGAGCUAGAGAAGGAAACAGAGAGACAAGGAAGCAGAUGGCGGAAUGGCAUAAACUGACUGGUUAGCUCAUGACGUCACACAUGACAUCAUCCAUGAGCUAGAGAAGAAAACAGAGAAACAACAAGCAGUUGGGAAAUGAUUUAUGUAUAUUUUUGUGUUAAUGAAAAUGCAUGUUCAACUUUAUGUUCAACGAAAUAAUUACUUAUUGAAUGUAUAUCACUGCAAAGCAAAUUAUAAUCUUAAUUGUAAGGCCAUUGUUGAAAAAUAUUCAUCAGUAUCAUAAGUAUGUUAGUAUACGGAUAAUGGUAUUAUGUAACAAUAACAAACAAACAUGUAUAUUUAAAUAACAUGAACUACUAGAUAAAUACAUUCCUCAGAAAACGCUUACAGUUUUAUUUCAGUAAAAUAAGAUAUAUUUGACUGCUCUGUAUAAACAAAUUAAUCAAAGGUUUAUUUUUGUAUCGCUUUAAGAUGUAUGUUUGACGAAAACAGAAUUCGCGUAUCAAUUCCUUCAGACAACGAGAUCUUCCAUUCCAAACCUCCAACGUGUAGUUGAUGUCAAUUCCUUGCUGCUCUGUACAUAGUACGAUUUGCUUAGAGGUAUUCAAUGGUACACGUUAUUCUGUAGAGAUAACUCCAACCUUAUAUCUAAAGAGAGAAAACCCAAGUUAUAUCCAAAAGGGCCAUUCUUGCCAAACAGUAUAUUAUUAGGAUAGUGACAGUGACUUUUGUGUCUGUUGGUUUCAACUGUGAUUCUGUGCCGACAUGUUUCGACUGUAGAUUUUGUAGCACUUUGUGGGCGUGUUGUAUUCAACUGAAUGAUUCCUGUGGAAUGUGGUAGAGGGCGCACUUCACUACAAUGAUUUCUCUGUGAUGAAGUCGAGGCUGUAAGGACAAAAUCCCCUUUUUAUUCUACAUGAAACUUUUAAUUUGUUAUUUGCAUCACAUCUUGAUAAGGUACCAGACUAAUUCCCCAGCCUCGAUUUGGAUAUUUUAAGAGUUUGUCAAUAAUAUUGAGUUAGCCAGCAGGUGGUGAAGAGAGUUGAUUUAGUGACGUCAUUCUAAUGAUCUUUCUUUUGGUUUUUUCUAUUUUGUAAAUUUUUGUUUUGCAUUCGAACAAAAUGGUGAUACAACACAGAUAGACUGUCCUUUAUACCUUGGUUCUUAUGGUGUCUAUCGUAGCCAAUGAUCGUAGCCAAUGAUCGUAGCCAAUGAUCGUAGCCAAUGAUCGUAGCCAAUGAUCGUAGCCAAUGAUCGUAGCCAAUGAUCGUAGCCAAUGAUCGUAGCCGUGAAUGUCCACCAUUCGUUACAAGAUUCUUAAUGAAAACUGCUCAUAAAAAAAUACAAAAAUAGUUUAAAAUAAUUCAUAUUCACAAUGUUUAGAAAUGGUACGAUAAGUAGACGUAACAGUGUGUGUGCUACAGUGUAAACAAUAUUAGACCACAUAAAAGUAUCUUUAGCGCACCAAAAUAAUUCUGCAAAAUGGUGAAGUGAAGUUUUAAUUUUAUUAUUGGAUCUAAACAAAAGUAGCCGAGUAUUAUUUCUAAGAUAUAAAACAAUAUGGCUUAAACUUUAACGGGGCACAUUACUUUCGGAUUGUGCCAUACACAGCGUUUGUUAUAAAAUGAUGUAUUGAGAUGGAGACAUCAUUUUAUAGACUAUUCAUCCCUUGAAAUCUUGCAGCUUUUGUGUAAUUUCAUUCAGAGCAAGGUUCGCUGUUUUUGUAAAACCAUGUUUGUUUGUUGACUCCACAAAAUGGCGGACCUUAGUUUUUGUGGUUGUUUAUGGAGAGGCAGUUUUAUGUUAUUUAAAUCACUACACAAUAAUUGCAUGAUUUUGUGCAUGACCGGCUCUUGUAGAAGAUUUUCUAAACAGUCAAACUUGUUGAGAUUUGGAGGCAAUGUGCUGCUGUCGGGUCGUACACAUGUCGAUAAACAGUUCUACAUGCACGCAAACAUGUUAAAUUCACAUCAUUCAGAUAGUCAGGAAUACAUUUUACAUAAAUUUUGCAAAUUGUUGUUGUUACUUAAAUUAAGGAUAUAAUGUGUUUGUCAUAAUAAAAAAAUAUAAAAAUUGGGCGGUGGAACAUCAUAUUGCUUCCCUAUGCGGUGCCGCCAUCUGGAAUUAUCUGCAGGCGUUUGGGAAACCACGUUACCCCAUGCCGGCUUCUUUACUAUACAGGUCUUGAGUGUUUAUUAAAACUGGCACCUUAUUAUAUCUUCAGUGGCCGACGAAGCCAAAACCGGGUCUAAGAUUCUAAAACGUGUUCUUAUGAAUAACCAUGAAUGUGAUGUGUAGAUUUCGGGACGUAAAACAUUUUAGCGUAGCACUUGAGAUUAAAAGGUAGUUUUAUAACUCGUUUUCGGAGGUUUAUUAUCGUAAUAUUAUGGCCACAGCUAUUUAAUCAUCAACAAAUAAAUGACUUGUUUAUUUCAUCACAAAUAAAAUGACUUGUUGCUUUCGGAACUCUCUUCAAAAUGGCGUCAAAUUCCUCUCCUAUCUCUUGCACCAACAAACAAAUCAAAUGUUCCCAGCCAGCUGUUCUAGAGUGUACGAAAUUAUAAAUGUUGACUUGUUACCUGGAGACAUUAUUUCCAGAUGUUUAUUUUUUUUCGACUGUACAGAAAGCAAACCCCGUCCAGUUAAAGUGUUUAAAUAUUAAAUAAAACAGCGAAAUUGUAAAAAAAAUACUUUUGGUGUUACAGUGCAUGCUACGCUAAAGUGAUAUUUCACAACAAACACCCAAGUAUGAUAAACAAAAAUGUAAAAUAUAAGUACGCGAAGUUCCGGCAUCACUCACCACGUAAUUAUUCCCCAUUUUUAUUCAUGAUUUUUUUUUAAUCAGGAUGUAAUAUUUAAGUGCUUUAUUCAUUGUUAAUAAACCUUGAUAAAAUAACUUAAUUAUAAAUAAUGUAAUUAGACUAAUGGCUUUAGACUCGUGCGGUUGUGUAGAUAAUUAAAACAUGUAAAUAAAAUUGCAAUGAUC
This is a messenger RNA of Asterias rubens (European starfish), 4298 nucleotides long. RefSeq names its product synaptotagmin-4-like. The record is from RefSeq and is a predicted model, not a curated record. Bases 1 to 1287 code for a protein of 428 amino acids. The transcript is spliced from 5 exons. Gene Ontology annotation, biological process: cellular response to calcium ion; regulation of calcium ion-dependent exocytosis; vesicle fusion. Lineage: Eukaryota; Metazoa; Echinodermata; Asteroidea; Forcipulatida; Asteriidae. Gene Ontology annotation, cellular component: synapse; axon; membrane. Gene Ontology annotation, molecular function: phosphatidylserine binding; calcium-dependent phospholipid binding; clathrin binding.